AUGGCAUCCACCAACAAUAAUAAAGAUUCUCAGGAUCAAUCACUGUCUUCAUCAGCUUCAAAACCGGCAGAGAGUAACCCUAUUAUCGAGACAGAGCAGGACGCUCAAGCUUCACCUGGCAAACGACCAGGAAGGCCUAGACCAGCGCAACCCCAGCGGAGGACUACUUAUGGCACAAUGGACUCGCAGGAUACAGGCGGACGCGGAUCUCGCACGGAAGGAAGCUCCGUGACGACAUACGAGCCUAUUCGACCGGCUCACAUCUCCUGGCGGUCGUCGGAACGAACACCUAAAAAGCCACCAACCUUACGCAGGACUUCUACCAAACCACAUAGAGGUCAAGAAUUCUCAGUAGAUGAUGAUCCAAGGGAAUAUGAGGAAGACAAUGCCCUUUAUAAACACCCCUCCGUGAGGUCGACUGCAUCACUUCGUCGAAGGGGUACCCACAUCCAGCAACCCAUGCUCGAACGUGUUGAUUCGAGAGACGAAAGUGCAAAUGAUGAUAUACCAUCAGCUGAAUCCAGUGACCGCUUAGGUGAUGGCCGGGGCGAGCCCUCUGGACUCAGCAUGGGCGUUGAUGGUGACGACGAUUCUCGUAGCGACGUGAGUGAUGCGGAAAGCUUCACGCUUAAAGACCGCCAGCAAGCCAUAAAUGAGACCCAUCCAUUUGGUAUAAGGAUCUGGAAACCGGCUCUUUAUAAGAAGCUUCGAUCUGUCGAAAAGACCGCAGAGGGAGAUAUCCAUUCGGUGCCCGGAGAGCGAGUUAGCAACUGGCUCUAUAUGGCCAAUUUUCUAUGGUCAAUCAUUUUCGGUUGGUGGUUGGCGCUGGCUGCCCUUCUCGGCGCUCUUGCCUGUUUUCUCUUGGGCUUUUCGCCCGAUUCCAUGGCUUAUGGGAGAGUGUUUUCCCACCUGUCUCUCUACCUACUCUAUCCUUUUGGAUCCUUUGUCCGUCUCGAAUCCGAUGAGAACUACGCACUUGAAGAUGAAGGUGAAGGUCGCAGUAUCAGCGAGUAUGAGCAAUGGCAAAGUGGAGAUCUUGAACAUGGAAGACUUUUCUUUGGCCCUAUUUCUGAUAGGUCACUGGUCGGACGUCGCAGAAAUAGCAUCGACUCCGCUAGUGAAAAUGAUAGCCUGCUUGGUAGGACAGGAAGAGCAUCGCGAGAGGAGAAUUCUUUGAGGAUCAAGAAACGCUUUUUCGGCCGCGGGGAGUGGACCCUUGGAAGAGUCAUAUUUUAUACGUGGUUCUACUUUGUGAUCGGUCCAUUGAUGCUCCUUGUCUCUCUUGUCUGCUGGUUGAUGGUCUUCUGGAUUCCCAUGGGCAGAGUCACCCUUAUUUUAUUACACCAUCUUCGCCGCCAUCCUCUGGCACUUUCGUUCCAUUCGGAUACGACUUACACUCGGUCACCCUCUCGGCCUUCUUCUUCUAUCUUACUUUGUACGUACCGCGCUGCUGGCCUUAAAUACUGGAAAUACACCAUCGACGGGACCAACAUUUUCCUCAUCAAUCUCCUUGCUGUGGUUCUGUUCACCAUUCUAGAUUAUUUUGUCUUAAACCAGAUGUUGAACGUAAAAUCGUGGAUCACUCACUCCGGCUUGAUAUUUUCAUUAGCUCUAAUGUCCAUUAUCCCUUUGGCAUAUUUCAUCGGACAAGCUGUGGCGUCCAUUUCCGCUCAAUCAUCAAUGGGAUUAGGUGCUGCUGUCAACGCCUUUUUUUCGACGGUGGUCGAGGUAUAUCUCUAUUGCAUUGCCCUAACAGAAGGCAAAGCCCGGCUCGUGGAAGGGAGUAUUAUCGGGAGUAUUUUUGCGGGUAUCCUCUUUCUUCCCGGGCUGUCAAUGUGUUUUGGCGCCAUCAGACGCAAAACUCAACGGUUCAAUGUUAAAUCUGCUGGAGUUACGUCGACCAUGCUCCUAUUUUCUGCUAUUGCGGCAUUUGGACCGACGCUCCUUUAUCAAGUUUAUGGCACUCAUGAAUUAAAGUGCAUGUCAUGUACCAGCAGUGGGCUGGGUGGACCAAAGGACUGUCGUCGUUGCUACUUCUCAGAAAAACCUGAACUUCAGGACAGAUUUUUCCUGAAAGCAGUGCAGCCGAUUUCUUGGUUUGCAGCUUUGCUGCUUUUCUUAUCAUACGUAAUUGGGCUUUGGUUUACAUUGAGGACCCAUGCUGCUAUUAUCUGGACAAGCGAGCUUGAUGAGAAAAAGCCUCUACACACACCCACACACCCACAUACCUCUCAUCUCCUUCCCCCAGACUCCGAUUUUUCCAGCGGAAAAGCCAAACAAGUUACUUCCGCUAACGGGCCACAACAUGUCAGUCAUGGAGGCACUUAUCAGCGAAGCGGGUCUAUUCGAGAUUCUCAGCUGUACACUCGCAUUCUGGGGCAGUCAUUAAAACAUGUUGGCCUUUCUUCAAAAUCAAACGAUGGCAGUUUGGAACAACCUUCGACCCCAGCAGAAAACCAAAAUAUUACUCCCCACCUUGUUCCACCCAAAGACCAUGAUACCAUAGCUGAAACUCUCUGCCUACCUGGCCUGUCGGAAGAACAGAAUGAAUUGUUUGUCCGUAAGGUGGCAGAGGUAGCCGCUACCGCCGCUGCUGUGGCAGCCCGUGAUGUUACAACCCGGCAAAAAAGGCCACCAAUUGCUUCUCACGCCUCCGAACAUCCACAUAACAAACCAGUUGGCGUUUCCAGCACAGCUCACGCUGAAGAUGGGGAAGAAGGCGGACUACUUGCUGAAACCCACGUCGCGGAAGCGGGUGGUCACGACGCGCCAAAUUGGAGCAAGAUGAAGAGCUCCGUCAUUCUCCUAGGUGCCACGUUGCUUUAUGCGAUCAUCGCUGAGAUAUUGGUAAACACAGUUGAUACUGUGCUGAACAAUUUUGAUAUAGAUGAAAAGUUUCUAGGUAUUACGCUCUUCGCACUAGUUCCGAAUUCUACAGAGUUCUUGAAUGCCAUUUCCUUCGCCAUCAACGGAAACAUAGCUCUAUCAAUGGAAAUCGGUUCUGCAUAUGCCCUGCAAGUGUGUCUUCUGCAGAUCCCCGCCUUGGUGUUAUUCAGCGCCAUAUACACCCAAUUCAUAGACAAAAAGGAUCUCCUAGAACACUCUUUCAACUUGAUAUUCCCACAAUGGGAUAUGAUCACCGUGAUCCUCUGCGUUUUCCUCCUGUCCUACAUGUACGGCGAGGGAAAGAGUAACUACUUCAAGGGCUCCAUCCUUGUCCUUGCAUACCUAUUUGUGAUUGCCGGUUUUUAUUUGUCUGACUUUAACGAUAUAAACGCCAUGGACGUUGAUCCGGCUGAUAGCUUGGCCAUGGGCCAGAGUGCUGUGUUUCGGACCAUUGGUAGGACGAAGGGAGGUGAGGCUUAUUUAUGAUAAUAUUUUUCAUUAAAUGUCCACACGAACUAGUCAGUGGUUUUUACCUGUCGACGGAAAAAGGGAGGAGGGGGGGAGGAUUUCGGAUUAUGGCUGGGGUAGGUACAAGGUUGCUUCAAUAUAGUUAUGUUUUGUUAUUAUUAAUAUUCUGUAAUUGGUAUUAAUCACAAAGAUGUCCUGACGAUCAUGGAGCUUGGAAAUGGCAUAAUUGGGAAAUAUAUCUAGGUUGUUGAUCAACAUUGGCUUCAUUCUCUCCAUUUGCUUUUUUAGUUCUUGAUGGAAGUGGAAGGUGGAUUAUAACGGAGCUAGUGCCGAAAGUUCUGUAAUUUUUGUUUAGAUUAAGAAUGAAAAGAAAGCAGCCCCGAUUGAAGAUAU
This is a messenger RNA of Histoplasma capsulatum G186AR, 3747 nucleotides long. RefSeq names its product calcium permease family membrane transporter. Gene Ontology annotation, molecular function: calcium:proton antiporter activity. The transcript is spliced from 5 exons. Bases 1 to 3372 code for a protein of 1123 amino acids. Gene Ontology annotation, cellular component: membrane; endomembrane system. Lineage: Eukaryota; Fungi; Ascomycota; Eurotiomycetes; Onygenales; Ajellomycetaceae. Gene Ontology annotation, biological process: intracellular calcium ion homeostasis; calcium ion transmembrane transport. The record is from RefSeq and is a predicted model, not a curated record.